Entelurus aequoreus (snake pipefish) is the source of this 2631-nucleotide messenger RNA. Its product is annotated as very-long-chain (3R)-3-hydroxyacyl-CoA dehydratase-like. Gene Ontology annotation, molecular function: 3-hydroxyacyl-CoA dehydratase activity. Gene Ontology annotation, cellular component: endoplasmic reticulum membrane. The record is from RefSeq and is a predicted model, not a curated record. Lineage: Eukaryota; Metazoa; Chordata; Actinopteri; Syngnathiformes; Syngnathidae. Gene Ontology annotation, biological process: fatty acid elongation; sphingolipid biosynthetic process; very long-chain fatty acid biosynthetic process. The transcript has 11 exons. The coding region runs from base 187 to 1269 and encodes 360 amino acids.
CUUUCCGGUCCGAUAGGUGGCGGUAAUGUACCAAGUUAGAUGGAAGCUGCUGCUCAAACCCAAAGAAGAAGCCUCCUCCCGGAAGUUCCUUCACUACUGCGGUGUUGAUGGUGUUUAGCUUCUUGAAGCGUUUUGAAAGGAACACACAUUGGCAUGUCGCUAUCUAGAAGGAACUAGUAGUUGACAAUGGAGAUCCUCACUCCUCAUGUUUACUGGGCCCAGCGUCAUGGAGAGAUUUUUCUCCGGGUGGAGUUGAGCGAUGCUAAGAAUCUUGAAAUCAACCUCCAUGAAAAAACUAUGCAGUUCAGAGCACAGGGCCAUGGAGCUAAAGGAGAUAAUGAAUACAAGUUUAUUUUGGAGUUCUUGGAAGCCAUCAGACCUGAGAUUGAACAUAAGUCAACUCAGCGUCAGGUGGACAUCAAAAUCAAGAAGCAGGAGGAGCGCUGGUGGAACCGUCUGACGCUGCAGGAGAAGAGGCCUCUGUUUCUGGCCCCUGACUUUAACCGCUGGCUGGACGAGUCUGAUGCCGAGAUGGAACUUCAGGCUAAGGAGGAGGAAAGGAUAAACAAGAUAAGUGUGGAGUCAAGAGUUCGUAAAGACCACUACCUCGGGCUUAAAAAAGGCUACCUAUUUAUGUACAACCUGGUGCAGUUCCUCGGAUUUUCAUGGAUCUUUGUCAACAUGACGGUUCGACUCUUCAUUCUUGGUCAAGAUUCCUUCUAUGACACCUUUCACACCACAGCUGAUAUGAUGUAUUUCUGUCAGAUGAUGGCCGCGCUGGAAGUUAUUAAUCCUUUGCUCGGCUUGGUCAAGACGGGAGUUUUCCCCGCCAUGAUACAGGUCGCGGGGAGGAACGUCAUUUUGUUUGUCAUAUUUGGCAGCCUGGAAGAGAUGCAGAACAGACCUGUUGUCUUCUUCGUGUUCUACCUGUGGAGCACUAUCGAGGUGUUCAGGUACCCUUUCUAUAUGCUGGCCUGCAUGGGCACCGAGUGGAAGCUGUUGACCUGGCUAAGAUACAGCCUUUGGAUUCCUCUCUACCCACUGGGGGUUGUUGCUGAAGCGGUGGCUCUGAUCCAGUCCCUCCCCAUCUUUGAUGAGAACCGUCUCUUCAGCCUCCCGCUGCCUGCAGUGCUGGGGCACUCCUUAAGCUUCUCGUACACUCUGCAGCUCUACCUGGCGCUCAUGUUCUUAGGACUCUUCAUCAAUUUCCGAUAUCUAUACAAGCAGAGACAGAGACGAUACCGAUCAAGGAAACGCAAGCUCCACUAAUGAAGCAGGACGUCACUCACACUCUUAAGACGCGAUGUUUCCUUUUCUUGUUCCCUUUACUGUACACCAGGGGUGUCAAACUCAAAUACAGAGUGGGCCAAAAUUUAAAACUGAACAAAGCCGCGGGCCAAGGUUGAACAAAUUAACCUUUUAAUAGGGACCCAAACAAGUUGAAUAUUGAACAAGCAAGGCUUAUAUAACUUUAUAGUGACAUGCAAAAUCGAGUUUCAAAUAAUAAUAAUAAUAAUUUAAAAAUAUCAAUGGCAUAUCAAAUACAAUUUAAAUAAAAAUUGAAUGCAUUUUUUCUAUUUGCAGCCUUCUGAGGUAAAUAUCAACAUUAACUUUUUCCACAGGCUAAUAAAUGUGAAAAUAAAAUAACAAUGAAUAAACCAACCAUUCAGGACUUUAAACUGCUCAGUUUGCAACACACUGAUCUAAUCGAUGUGCCCAAGCCAGAUACCUGGCAUCUUUUCUUGGAUGCUAGUUCAUUAAUGUCGGGGCUCAGGCUUUGAGCUGAGGCAACCUUCAUUAUCGAAAGAAGGUGUUCAUCAGUCAUUAUAUCUCGUAGUCCACCCGGACCACAGUCUUGGGGGCGUGCCUUAAAGGCACUGCCUUUAACGUCCUCUACGAGCUGUCGUCACGUCCGCUUUUCAUCCAUUCUAACAACGUGCCGGCCCAGUCACAAGACAUGUGCGGUUUCUGUACGCACACACACGUGAAUGCAACGCACACUUAUAUCGCUGUUGAUGAAGUAUGCUUGCAUUCACUUGUGUGUGAGUGCAGAAGCCGCACAUAUUAUGUGACUGGGCCAGCACUCGUUGGACUGGAUGAAAAGCGGACGUGACGAUUUUCGGGAAGGGCACUGAAAUUUGGGAGUCUCUCGGGAGGGUUGGCAAGUAUGACAAUUAGCGGUGAAUGCUGUAUAUAAUCGGCGGGCCAGCUCUAGUGUUAAUUUGAUAUCGCCUCAAGGGCCAAGUGAAAUUACACGGCGGGCCAGAGUUUGACACCCAUGCUGUACACACACAAAGGUGAAUACUUACAUUGUUCCUCCAUUUCCUGGAUGUUCUCUACAUGGGACUUCAUAGCUUGACUAUGAAUUGGAAGUAUUAAAAACAUCCACCUUGUUUGAGUUUGAGUUUGAGUUUGAGUUUAUUUCGAACAUGCAAGCAUACAACAUGAUACAUCACAAUUUCCAGUUUCUUUUCAUUUAUUUAUUGUUAGAUACAGCCAUAAAUAAGAUGGUCAUCUUUUCAAAGGAAGAUGUCAGCCCUCCAACCCUGACAUAUAUGAAACCAUAUAUGCAAACAUUCAAUAUACAGUAUGCCUUCUUCACCUAUUGGAUUAACAUGUUGUGUUGUAUAG